AUGUGCGGAAUAUGGGCAACCUUUGGAGUUACAGGAGGUUUAUCUCCCACUUGCAUCAAAUGCUUUGCGGCCAUUGUGCACCGGGGUCCCGAUGCUUGGCGAAUUGAGCAAGAUUCCAGAGAACAGUUGGCUAUUCUUGGCUUUCAAAGACUGGCCAUCGUGGAUGGUCUUCACGGCAUGCAGCCCAUGCGCUUACAUCUGUAUCCACGAGUAACGCUCAUCUGCAACGGUGAAAUAUACAACUGUGAGCGGCUGCGCGAAGAAUUCAACUUCCCCUACGAAACCAACUGCGAUGUAGAAGCCAUUAUUCAUUGCUACAAGAAGUUUGGGAUCGCAGAAACUGUUCGCAGGCUCGACGGAGUGUUCGCCUUCUGUCUUGUCGACGGUGAGGCCCGGAAAGUCUACAUAGCGAGAGAUCCAUAUGGUGUCAGACCUCUGUACCAAUUAAAGGACGAAAAGAACGGAGUAAUGGGAGUAUGCUCAGAAGCCAAAGGGUUAGUCGGUUUAAAACAUAAAGCUUCCGAGAUUUCUACCCUCGGUCAGUUUUCCCCUGGACACUUCGAAGAAUGGGAUAUCGGUGCCGAUAACAAGGUUGCACUGGCCUACAGGGAGCAAUACUUCACACCGGGAACACCUCCCAAAUUUAAAACGUUUGUCCCAGAAAGCGAUCUAGAAACGCUGGACAUUUAUGAAAAGACCGCAGCACUACUAGAAGCUGCGUGUAAGAAACGUUUGAUGUCGGAUAGACGAAUAGGUUGUAUGCUGAGCGGCGGUUUAGACUCAUCGCUGAUCACUGCAUUAGUCUGCAAACUUGCUAAGGAACACAAGCUGCCAUACAAAAUACAAACAUUCGCUAUAGGCAUGGGCGACUCUCCCGAUCUUGUAGCGGCUAGGAAGGUCGCCGAUUAUCUCGGCACGGAACACCACGAAGUGAUAUUUGACGAAAACGACGUUCGGGAGGCAUUAGAUAACGUCAUUUACCACCUAGAGUCUUACGAUAUUACUACAAUUCGCGCUAGCUUGCCUAUGUAUCUCCUAUCGAAGUAUAUCAAGGAGAAAACAGAUACGACGGUCGUAUUUAGCGGCGAAGGUGCCGACGAAUUAGCUCAGGGUUACAUUUACUUCAGAGAUGCCCCUUCGGCGACCGCCGGUCACGAGGAAAGUAUCAGGUUACUAUCAGAUAUCUACUUAUACGAUGGUUUGAGGGCAGAUCGCACAACUAGUGCCUUUAGUUUAGAGCUCCGAGUGCCGUUUCUAGAUAUUCAAUUUACGAGUCAUUACUUAGCUAUAGAUAAUAAAAUGAGACAGCCACAUGAGGGCGUAGAGAAACAUCUACUGAGGAGCAGCUUUUCCAAGAGUGGAUUACUACCAGAUUCAAUUCUAUGGCGACAUAAAGAAGCAUUUAGCGAUGGAGUAGCGUCCGUGAAAAAAUCUUUGUUCACCACAAUAUCAGAGAUCGUCUCAGAAAGGUUACCGUCAGAGAAUCACACAUAUGAAGGAGUGCAACCAACAACUCCAGAGUCAAAGUACUACAGGUAUAUCUUUGAGAAAUCAUUCCCUGGACAAGCUAAUUUUACACCUUAUUACUGGAUGCCGAAAUGGGUGAAAGUUUCCGAUCCCUCUGCCAGAUUUAUUAAGCAUUAUGCGGCGAAGUAA
Leptosia nina is the source of this 1656-nucleotide messenger RNA. Lineage: Eukaryota; Metazoa; Arthropoda; Insecta; Lepidoptera; Pieridae. The record is from the annotation of a GenBank genome assembly.